Molecule: messenger RNA, 525 nt
Organism: Knipowitschia caucasica
Lineage: Eukaryota; Metazoa; Chordata; Actinopteri; Gobiiformes; Gobiidae
Source: the annotation of a GenBank genome assembly
AUGUUUGGUGUGUGUUUGGUGAAUGUUUGGUGUGUGUUUGGUGUGUGUUUGGUGUGUGUUUGGUGUGUGUUUGGUGUGUGUUUGGUGUAUGUUUGGUGUGUGUUUGUGUUUGGUGUGUGUUUGGUGUGUGUUUGGUGUGUGUUUGGUGUGUGUUUGGUGUGUGUUUGGUGUGUGUUUGGUGUGUGUUCGGUGAGUGUUUGGUGUGAGUGUUUGGUGUGUGUUUGGUGUGUGUUUGGUGUGUGUUUGGUGUGUGUUUGGUGUGUGUUUGGUGUGUGUUUGGUGUGUGUUUGGUGUGUGUUUGGUGUGUGUUUGGUGUGUGUUUGGUGUGUGUUUGGUGUGUGUUUGGUGUGUGUUUGGUGCGUGUUUGGUGUGUGUUUGGUGUGUGUUUGGUGUGUGUUUGGUGUGUGUUUGGUGUGUGUUUGGUGUGUGUUUGGUGCGUGUUUGGUGUGUGUUUGGUGUGUGUUUGGUGUGUGUUUGGUGUGUGUUUGGUGUGUGUUCGGUGAGUGUUUGGUGAGUGUUUGGUGA